CCGCCCCCGCCCAUUCGAACCCUCGAAGACCAUCGAUCCACGUAGUAUUAGCUUUUUAGUGACUUGACCACUGCAAAACUAUUGCGCAUUGACAUGCUUACUCCACACCAUAGAUGUCUCUACCUGUCAAAACGACAACAGUAAACACAACCGUAAAAGAAAAAAAUCCCGGAAAUGUAAUAGCUGAAAAGUGGCAGUACAGUGUGUUGUUAGGUUUUAUUUAUAUUGUUUUGGCCGGGGAGUCUGCCGCUUCCCUGCAUGCUGAAUCAACACAGACACAAAUCAGUUUUGGAUAUUCAUACGUUUACAACUCCAGGAUGGAAAAGUUGAUCAAUUGUUUCAAGAAAAAGCCAGAUGCUGUUGUCAGGUUGAUCUGUUUCCCCUGGGCAGGUGGAGGCUCCAUACAUUAUGCACGCUGGGGCAGCGUCCUUAACAGCUCCAUAGAAGUGUUUGCUGUCAAACUUCCCGGACGGGAAAGUAGGGCCAAAGAGCCUUUCUUUGAGAAUAUGCAACAGAUUGUGGAUGAAGUUCUUAAUUUGUUAUUGCCAGUACUCAAAGAGAAGCCAUUUGCUCUCUUUGGCCACAGUUUUGGUGCCUUUACAAGCUAUGCUGUUGCAGAUGCUCUGAAGAAACUGGAAAACAUUGAGCCAGUUCACAUCUUCCUGUCUGGUGCGUCAGCACCUUAUUCUGAGACUCGGAUCCAAGCCCCAAAGAGAAGUGACUUAUCAGAUGAGGACUUUCUCAAGUGGCUGAUUUCGAUUGGAGGAACUCCGCCUGAGCUCUUGGCCAACCCUGAAGUACUGAAAGUGUUCCUUCCUGCGCUUAAGGCUGACCUCCAUGUUGUCGAGAAUUACAAGUGUAACAAACCUGUAAGUGCAUUCCUUUCCUGCCCAGUCUCAUGCUUUGAUGGGAAGGAUGAUAUUCCUCAUGAUUUACAAGCAUGGAAAGCCAUCACAACAGGAGAUUUCAACGUCAGGAUGCUUGAUGGGUCUCAUUUCUACCUUAAGGAUCUUGGAAAUGAAAGAAUAAUUUUAGACUAUGUUACAAGGCAACUAGAAUUGUCAGGAAUGGACUAUUUUUGAUUAAAUGUUUUAAAUGUGAUGCAUAUACAAUACACACAUGGACAAAUGUUGGUAUCCAUGUGUUCAUGAAAGAUUAACCAACAAUGAUCACUAAAAUAACUUGAACUGACAGAAGUAAUGCAUACAUAUUUAUUGAAAAUUAACCAAUGAAAAUCAGGCAUUGUUUUUAUUUUUGUGGUCCAACAGAAUUAUGUUUAAAAAAAAAAACAACAACAACAACUCAUGAAUAUGGACUCAACAAAAAUGAUAGUACUCUAACUUAGUAUUUUAUUGCACAGACAUUUGAUUAAAUCACUGAUUUCUGUUAUUCUCAA
Messenger RNA from Phyllopteryx taeniolatus (common seadragon), 1396 nucleotides. It is a transcript of the gene olah, whose product is annotated as oleoyl-ACP hydrolase. Gene Ontology annotation, biological process: lipid biosynthetic process. Bases 114 to 1082 code for a protein of 322 amino acids. Lineage: Eukaryota; Metazoa; Chordata; Actinopteri; Syngnathiformes; Syngnathidae. The transcript has 6 exons. The record is from RefSeq and is a predicted model, not a curated record.